Armigeres subalbatus is the source of this 753-nucleotide messenger RNA. RefSeq names its product zinc finger protein 391-like. The transcript has a single exon. Gene Ontology annotation, biological process: regulation of transcription by RNA polymerase II. Gene Ontology annotation, molecular function: DNA-binding transcription factor activity, RNA polymerase II-specific; RNA polymerase II cis-regulatory region sequence-specific DNA binding. The coding region runs from base 22 to 753 and encodes 243 amino acids. NCBI's taxonomy places the organism in Eukaryota, Metazoa, Arthropoda, Insecta, Diptera, Culicidae. The record is from RefSeq and is a predicted model, not a curated record.
UCGAUUGCCAAACGGUUCAGGAUGGAUAGCUUUGACGAUUCCACGGAGGACUUCCUAUCCAAUGGGUUUUAUCAGUUUUAUACCGAAUUCCACGAAGAUCUGUUCGACGUGUUCCUGCCUGGAGACAAUCUUGUGGUGGAGACGAUCGAGUCGGAGGUCGUUGAACUGGAGCAUGCGUCAGCUGGAAAGGAACUUGUGGAUGUGGGCCUAGAAGCGCAGGUGGAAAACUUUAUUUUGGAUUACAGCAGCAUUGAGUUCAAUCAGAUUUGGGAUAAUGACUAUCAACUACCAGAUCGAACAUUUCUGUGCGAUGGCUCAUGCGAUGCAUUUCUGCGAAAAGGAGAGACAGAAUUGGAACAAGUAAGAGUUCCGAAUGAGCAAGAUACCGCCGAACUAACUCCGACGAAUUUCGUUUGUCCGUUUGAGUCCUGUCGAAAAGUGUAUGCCAAACCGGUGCACUUGAAGGCCCACCUCAGGCGACACGUGGGCGAUAAACCGUACCAGUGCAAGUGGAACGGGUGCAAGUGGCGGUUCUCGCGUUCCGAUGAGCUGGCUCGGCACUUCCGUUCCCAUUCAGGCGUUCGACCGUACAAAUGCGACUUCUGCCCGAAGUGUUUCUCCCGAUCGGAUCAUCUGGCCAAACAUAGGAAAGUGCACGAGCGAAAAAUUGCGGCCGGGAAGUCGAAAGCCGUUUGGAUCAGUUUGCCACGAAGCAAACCGGGGCGGAAACCCAAAAGUGCAAGCAAAGUGUGA